AUGGAGAAAUUUUUGAAAAGAAAAAAUGCGGACAUUGUACUGGACCCUGGACAAAAUCCGGGCUCUAGUAUGAGUGGUGGUGAAAAGAAAGCAAAGACAAGGCAAUACAACGAAAACUAUCUUUCAUUUAGAUUUACUUGUACCGGAGAUGCAACGGCACCGACUCCAUUGUGCUUGGUAUGUGGUGAAACGCUCUCCAACGGUGCUACGGUUCCAAGCAAGCUCAAACGACAUCUUGAAACUAAACACACCUUACUUCAAAACAAAAAUGUGAAUUAUUUUGUUCGCCUGCGUGAUCAGACAAAGAAGAAAGGAGAAAGAGAAAAACCAAAAAAGUUUGUGGAUGGAGACACAAUCAGAGAGGAAAAAACAAAGGGAGAGGAAAUUUUUCACGUAGCAUCAGAAUAUCUAGAAAAAGGAAGACUUACGUGGGACAACUGCACGAGUGUCUGCACUGAUGGAGCUGCAGCCAUGGUUGGGCGCACCAAAGGCUUUGUAAGCAAAGUGAAAGAGAAAAACCCCGAUGUGAUUAUAACGCACUGUUUUUACACCGCGAAGCACAGAUACAAUAAAUGGAUUCCGUUCCAAGGUGCAACUCUGGCAGCGACAUGUAACCGUGAUCGUCACAGUGGUGGAGGAGGAAGGUUUAGAGGUCGAGGAGGGUUCAGAGGUCAUGGAGGGUUUAGAGGUCGUGGAGGUGGUUUCGGUGGCCGAAAUGAGAGAGAUAGAGAUGAAAUUGACCCUGAAGAAUUAGAAUAUAUGAGGAAACGUCAAGAGGUUUUGAAGAAGCGUCGAGAGGAAGAGGCUGAAGAAGUUGGAGCCUACGUCGCAGAAGAUGUUGAUGCUGAUGCUCUCACUGCUAUGUUUCUACCAGUCGGAUUUGGGAUGCUUCGACAGACAGAGGAAGAGAAUGGGCAAGAUUCUGAAAGAAAGAGAAGCGACAACGAUAACAGGAGAGAUCGUCAUGGUGACAGAGACCAGUAUCGUGGUGAACGGCGCCGUCGAAGUCGGGACAACAGUCGUGAGAGAGAUCGAGAUUCUCACCAACAACGUCGCGAUCAAGAUGCCGACGGAGAGACAGAAGCAAAGAGAAGACACGUCGCUGAAGAGAUCGACAAUGAUAAACCAGAGGUGAUGGCGGUACUCGAUCAGGUUGGAGCAGACAACGACGAUUCAUUACCAUAUCAAGAAGAAAUCAAUGGCACAACCCCUGAAAACAAUGGCACGACUCCUGAAAACAAUAAUGACACAACUCCUGAAAACAAUGGCACGGGUCCCCAAAACAUUGGUACGACUCUUAAAAACAAUGGCACAGCUCCUGAAAACAAUGACAUGAAUCCUGAAAACAAGGGCACGACCCAUGAAAACAAUUGCACGGCUCCUCCUGUAGUUGAAAACUGAUCUCUCAUACAAACAUAAGAGUCCUAAUCUCACACUAGGCUUGCAUUCCUAUGCCAGACCUCCGUACGACAGCACAAUUAGUUGGUUGACUGCGUUGGAAGCGUCUUGUUGGGUUUCUCUCUUUCAGUGUGAAAAUGAAAUCCCAUACAAAAUCAUCAGUAAUUGAUACUGAAUUCUGUAAUUAGGGUGCUCCCGAAGUAUGUGAACCAAGAUGGCGGACAUCUGAACGUAGUAGGUUAGGGUUAGGCCUUAAUUUAUUUCCAAUUUUCCUCAUUUCCUCAAGUUUAGGGACUACCCAAUUGACUCCGUAGUAUUUGUACCUAAAAUUAUGGCCUAACCCUAACCCGGUACACAUACUACGUUCCGGAGUUUACCAUCUUGGUUCACAUACAUCGGGAAUGCUGUAAUUUGACUUAUUUUUUUUAUUCCGUUUCAAUUUUUACUUCUUUGUUUUACGCUCACGAAACUGAAUGGUUUUCGGAAUUGAUAAUUUUAAGAAUAUCUGCCUCUUGCAAGGACACUUCUCCUCAUUUCCCUGGACUGUUUCUAUCAGGACGAUGAAUGUUAAAGCUUUUGUUUCGUAUACAAAUUAUGGCUUCUCUAUUUUUUGGUCAUAAUGAAGUGCUGGUCUGUAUAGAGCAGUGUUUAUUUCAAAUUGAGCACUUUUUACAAAACAGCGCUUCAAACAAUUCUUCUGUGGACUUUUUCAUGACUUUUCCUGAGAAUAAUUAUGAUCAAAAUGAGGUAUUGCCCGGGUCUUGAGAAAUUCACAAUCGAUAACUGCCGAAAUUUGACAAUACAAAAAAUUGACUUAGACUUUAGCUCCGGAUUGUAAAAUCAAGGAAAAAAUUAAAUUUUAAAAUGAUUGAAACUUCUUUAAUAGAUUGUUAAGAAAGCUUAA
Messenger RNA from Styela clava, 2302 nucleotides. The record is from RefSeq and is a predicted model, not a curated record. NCBI's taxonomy places the organism in Eukaryota, Metazoa, Chordata, Ascidiacea, Stolidobranchia, Styelidae.